Messenger RNA from Pezoporus flaviventris, 3857 nucleotides. Its product is annotated as serum paraoxonase/arylesterase 2. The record is from RefSeq and is a predicted model, not a curated record. Gene Ontology annotation, molecular function: arylesterase activity. Bases 43 to 1107 code for a protein of 354 amino acids. Gene Ontology annotation, cellular component: extracellular region. The transcript is spliced from 10 exons. NCBI's taxonomy places the organism in Eukaryota, Metazoa, Chordata, Aves, Psittaciformes, Psittacidae.
GCGGAGGGGGCAGCGCGGCGCGGCGCGAAGCUGCGGGCGGCCAUGGGGAAGCUGCUGGCGGUGGCUCUCGCCGGGAUAGCGGCGGCCUUGGCGGUGGAGCGGCUGCUGGCCUUUCGGAACAGGCUCAAUGCUUCACGGGAAAUAGCCCCAGUAACCCUCCCGAACUGCCGGCUCAUUAAAGGGAUUGAAAGUGGUUCUGAAGACAUUGACAUACUUCCCAAUGGACUGGCUUUCAUCAGCUCCGGCUUGAAAUACCCAGGAAUAAAGAGCUUUGCACCAGACAAGCCAGGUGAAAUAUUUUUGAUGGAUUUGAAUGAAGACAAUCCCAGAGCAGUGGAACUGAGAAUCAGCCGAGGGUUUGAUCUGGCAUCCUUUAACCCUCAUGGAAUCAGCACCUACGUAGACAAAGAUGACACCGUGUACCUCUUUGUUGUGAACCAUCCCCAUCAGAAGAGCACAAUAGAGUUGUUUAAAUAUGUGGAAGAUGACAAUUCUCUUGUGCACCUGAAAACCAUUCGACAUGACCUUCUGACAAGCGUGAAUGAUGUGGUAGCUGUGGGACCAGACAGCUUCUAUGCUACCAAUGACCACUAUUUCUCCGACUUCGUCUUGAUGUUCUUGGAGAUGUUCUUGGGUUUAACUUGGUCAAAUGUUGUUUACUACAGUCCUAAAGAAGUGAAAGAAGUAGCAGCUGGGUUUUAUUCAGCCAAUGGAAUUAACAUUUCACCUGACAGAAAGUUCAUCUACAUUGCAGAUAUAUUUGAUCAUAAUGUCCAUGUUAUGGAAAAACAUGCAAAUUGGAGUUUAACCUAUGUGAAGAAGCUGCAGCUGGACACUCUGGUCGAUAAUUUGUCUGUUGACCCAUCCACUGGAGACAUCUGGACAGGAUGUCAUCCCAAUGGGAUGAAGCUCCUCUACUACGAUCCUGAAAAUCUGCCUGCUUCUGAGGUCCUGCGCAUCCAGAACAUCCUCUCAGAAGAGCCUGUGGUGACACGCGUCUAUGCCGACAAUGGCUCCGUGCUGCAGGGAAGCUCCGUGGCAUCCAUCUACGAGGGAAAACUGCUCAUCGGCACAGUCUUCCACAGAGCUCUCUACUGUGAGCUAUAGCUCGCUGCGGCAAGUAGCUUGGAAGCCUGUUGUCAACCUUUAAGGGUGUCCCAGCCUCGCAGUGCAGAACUGGGAGUUGAAGCUGAGCCAGCAUGCAUGAAGAUGGUACUGGGCAGGACACAGACAGCAAGCAUGCAUUCUGCAGCAAAAUCAGUGCUGGGCAGAGCUUCUACCCCUGAGCAUGAAAUCACCACUUGAUGAAACUCACCAUCAAUCAGUCUCAGUGUGGAAACAGCAAUGGAGGAAGAUGCGCCUCAAGCCUGGCCUCACAAUGACAAGGUGACCUGCACAGGGCAAAUGUGGGUUUGCAGCCUGGAGGAAAGCAUAACCCAUCAUCUUUUACGAACUGUAGAGCCUGGAGCAGUUCUGGCCAUUUCAGACACCAAACUGCAGGAAUCUGAGACCACUUUGCACACACAACGGGGACAUAUGUAUAGACAGCUCCAGGCUUAGGAAGCUGCUGAGCAGACACACUUUACAAGCCAGUCAUGGACUUAACAGCCCUUAACAUACCUAUUUUAAUUAAGAUAAUAAUUAAGGUGGUACCCAUAUUAGCAGAAUGUAAGCUUUAUGGCUCCGCUGCUGGGAAGCACAGACUGGGUUAGAGAGAUUAAGUGCAGACGAGUAUUUGGCCUAGAUUCUGCCAGAUGCAAAGCCACUGAAAUGACUACACAAAUUGGACAAUCUGUGCCCUCUGCUUUCUCCAAGUUAAUGCUUUAAUAAAAUAAAAUAAACAAAGACGUAUUAAACAUGCUUAGCAGAAGAACUGCUGUUCUUUGAACGUAUAAAAUGGCCAUUAUACCUAACCUACAUUUAAGUGUAAAACUGUAAAAUGUUUUAAUAUACCAUAACUAAUCCAGGUCUUUUGAACAGACAAACAUGGACCAGCAUCUGUGUGAAGGCAGCCUAUUUUUACUGCACACUACUUUUUAUCUGCAGAUGAAGAGAGAAGGCCAUUCCCUUUCCCUACUGUAUUGUCUUUUUUACUACUUUUUACAUAAUUACAGAUUGUAAAUGAGACCCACUUGGAGGCCUGUGAAUGGUGCCAAUUUAGCCAAGAGCUGGGAUUAAACUAAUCUUCAGCACUGAGCAGAAGGAAGGAAAGAACGAGCAGGGCAAGGUCCAUAUCCCCCUUCACCCCCCCUUAUAACCCAUGCAGCAACAGCUGUCCAGUUGUGCUCACCAGUGUUAUUUCUCCUGGUAUGCCCAGGGGCAGGAAAGUGAGGACUCAAUACAAAUUCUAAUAAAGAUUCUGGAUUUCUCAUUUUAUUGCAUUCGUUGUCUAACAACAACACUCAUUGGCAAGAAAUUUAUUUACACUAACAAAUUAACUUGAAACCACAAGGCUUUGUUGUUUGUAUUUAAACCGUAAGAAAACAAAGGGCCACCACGAUGGUUUGCUUUGAUGUGUCCCAAUAACUAAAUAUUAACCAAGGUUAUUUUGGGGAAAACGCAACAAUCUAGAGAAGUUCAUAUCAACCAAGCACAAGAGAACAAGCUCAGACAUGGCACUACUGUGUCUUCCAUGCAGAUGAUCAGACACCAAGAUGUACAAAGUUCAGGAUAACAUGCACCUCUAUACACCUGGCCUCUUUAAAAAGACAAAUGAAAAAGGAAAAUAUCUGAAGCGCAACCACUUCUUCAACCAUGUAAAAAGAAACAAUAUAAGAAGCCAUUUUUUACAGUGAGCACAGUGCAUGUGAGUCUUUUAGCUGCCUGGUCUCCUAGCAGUAUGUCUAACGCUUCAGACCAGUGAGUUACCAUUGCAAUGAGACUGGAAAAUAGGAAAGCAGUUGUUCAGAUGGAAAGUGUGUAUGGAAGAGUAUAGUCAGAAGAGAUUCACCAUGCACUCCCCACUUCCAAAUGGGCUGGUGGCUCUUUACGUCUGGUACUCUGGGAUCCCCUUUCCUUCAGGUGCUUCUGCACCGGUACCUGAACCCGCUCCACUGGUGUCAGUGGGAAAGGUCCCACUGAAAACCUGGCAGGAGGCUGAGGGUCCUGGGUUAUGUGGGUUGGACCCAGCCUCAGGAGCUGUGAGCCCUCCUCACCCCGCUCUGUAAGAAGCAACCUAACUCAGCAGACCCUAUGGCUUGUUCUUAACACAGUCCAAACUUCCCAAAGAAACAGGCAGCUCAAGGCACCACCGCCAAGCCUUGCAGCAAGAGGUGCAUUUUUUAAACCAUCACUUCAUGUCGACAGCAAAAGCACCAGUUAGUACUGCUGGUAAGUAACAGAAAACUCGUUUUAUAAUGAGGGACUGACUGGAGGGCUCAGUGUCAUGCUGAAGAUGUCACAGCUUUGAAAAAUCAGUUUUACAGGUGGAAAAAGUGCUGCAAGAUCCAUACAGGAGGUUAACAAGAGGGGCUGUGUGAUGUGCAUAUGACCCACACUCCAUUGUGGUGAAUGUGUAAGUCACCUCAGGUGUCACUCACAAUCCUGUUCAAAAACGAGCUGUCGAAAGAGCUCCAAGAGAAAUCAAAAGUUAGGGCUUCAAUUAUAAAAAAGGGUUUCCUUCCUAGAAUACUGGCACUCCAAUGAAUCAGUCCUGCCAACCUCCCACCCCCCAAAACCAGCCCAAAGCCAACACACAGGACUUGCAGAGGACCAUCCUGUGCGUGCUCUUGGCAAACCUUUAAAAUCCUCUCAUAUGCAAAAUACAUAAAACCCCACGAGUGAGCAAAACUGCCAGCACAGAGAGGGGUGAGAAAAAUCGUGAGACUGAGGGGGAGUGCUUUGCUUCUCCAAGCUUG